This is a messenger RNA of Ichthyophthirius multifiliis, 3807 nucleotides long. RefSeq names its product WD repeat protein. Gene Ontology annotation, molecular function: protein binding. The record is from RefSeq and is a predicted model, not a curated record. Lineage: Eukaryota; Ciliophora; Oligohymenophorea; Hymenostomatida. The transcript is spliced from 7 exons.
AUGUCAACAUCAGGAAAUAAUAACAAUCAAAAUAUUUAAUAGUAACAAUAUGAAGAAAAGCCUAAAGACUUAAAACUAGAUUUUAAAAUAAAAAACGUAUUUGGUUACCGAAGUGAUUUUAAAAACAAUAUUUUUUAGCACCCUGACCAAAACAAAAUAAUAUAUCCAGCAGCUAAUACUCUAGUAAUAAAUAGUAAUGAUAAUAAGCCCUAAUUUAUAACUACAUAUCCAGGAACUAGAGGAAUAACGUUUAUUGCAUAAAGUCCCUCAAAAAGAUAUUUGGCUUGGUCUGAGGAAUGUGAUAGUGGGAUAAUAGUAAUAUAUGAUUUACUAAAAUAAGAAAAACCAGAAAAAAAGCAAGAAAAAAAAUCAGAACAAAUAUACGAUUUAUCAAAAACAAAAGAAUAAAAACAAGAAAAAACUGAAAAGAAAAUCGAAAAAUCUGAAAAAAUAAAGACUUUGACAACAAAAGAUUGCAAAAGUAGAUACUAUAUAGGCCUUGAUUUUAAUAAAUAAAAUGAGAAAUAUUUAAUUGCAUUAUCCGGAGAGCCCGAUUAUUAAUUAAUAUACUUUGAUUGGUCAAAAUAAAGGAUAAUAAGUUGUGUUUAAUUAAAAAUUGAUCCCAGUAUAAGAUAUUCACAUUGUUUUAUGCACCCAAAAGACGAAGAUUUUUUCGUAGUUAUAGGAACAGGUUGCAUUAAGCCUUAUAAACUUGGUACUGAUUUAGUUUUUAAAUAAAAAGAUCCUCCAUUAGUAAAAAAAGAUAAUAAAGACUGGGUACAUUCACCAAAUUAUUAAUCAUAUUGUCUUUUUCCUGACAAGUUUAUGAUUAUAGGCACUGAUAUGGGUGAGUUAUUACUUUUUACACCUGCAUGUGAAUUUAAGACAAUACUUCCUACAUCGCCUAAAAACGAAUAAUUUUCAAUUGAAUGUAUUUAGCCUUUUUCAAGAGGUUUUCUUGUCGCAGGUUAAGAUUGUACAAUUUUAAUUUUUUUGAAAUACGAUAAUGAUAUUAAAAAUCCAUAUGUUCGUGCAGAUAAGAAAAUUCAGUUUAAAGAUUUAAGAUAUAAAAUCACGUCUCUUUUGUUAAGUAAUAAUGAGGAAAAAAUAAUUGUAGGAAUUGAAAAUAAUUAGAUUAUUUAGGCACCUUUUACAGCUGAAAUUAGUUCCGUUUCUGAAGAAAACUCAAAAGCUGAACCACUUUUUGUAUAAUUUCAUUAAUAAAAAAUAACCGGAUUGGAUGUUUGUAUUCGAAAAACUUUAUGUGUAACUUGUAGUUGUGAUAAGAGUGUAAAAAUAUGGAAUUAUAAUGAUAAUUCUUUAGAAAAUAAUAAAUUUUUUGAUGAUGAGGCUCUGUGUGUGGCAUUUCAUCCCUCUGGAUUGCAUAUUGUAGUUGGUUUUGUGGAUAAAAUUAAGGUCUUUAAUAUAUUUGAAAAUGAUUUAAUUGUUUUUUAAGAAUUUGGUGUCAAAAAUUGUAGAGAAAUAUAAUUUUCAAAUGGAGGACAUUUAUUCUCGGCUGUUAAUUAGAAUUCUAUUUAUGUAUAUUUGUUUUAUUAAGGAUAUUGUCCACCUAAUUUCAUGUUCAAAAAUGCUGGAAAAGUAAAGUGUAUUGUAUGGGAAGAAGAUGAUUAAGGAUUCUUUUCGGGAAAUUAAGACGGAGUUUUACAUUAUUGGAGAGUAGAUGAUAUUGGACCUUAGAAAAGUGAAAUUUAUCAAUUUUAAAAUAUGAAUAUUUCGUCAAUUGCUACUUAUUAAAAUAAGGAUUAAAUUUAAGUUGAAAGAGUUGUUUUUGUAGGAGGAAUUAUAAACAGUAAUAAUGAGAAAGACUUUUGUAUUUAUAAACUUAGCACAAAUAUUUCUUAAAUAGGAUUAACUCAUUCACGAAAGUUAUUUUUUUUUAUUUCAGAAGAAAACAAUAAGCCGAGUUCAUUAAGAAUAACAAAAUAUCCAUUCACAAAUGAAAUAAUGGAAAUGUAGCCACAUUUAAAUAAUGUAAGUCGGUUAAGAAUUAGUUAUGAUGAUAAUUAUGUAUUUACUUGUGGAUUUGAUGGGGCUUUUAUAAUAUAUGAGAAUAAAGGAAAGGAUUAUAAAAUGAAGCAUGAUAAUGACAAUUUAUAGCCAGCAGAUGAGUUUUUAAUACCAAUAGAAUUCUAUAAUGAAUAAAAAAGAGAAAUUGAAAAACUAAAUAAAUAAUUUAACGAAGAAAAAUUAAAAUAGAAGAUAUAAGAAAAUGAAAGGAAGAAAAUAAGAAAUGAUAAAAUUGAAGAACUAAAAAAAUAGACUAAAAAUAAUGAAAAAAGAGAUAUGAAUAAAUUAGAAUAACUUCAAUUAGAAAAAAAUGAAAUGAUUUAAACUUAUGAAGAAAAGAAAAAAAUGAUGAAACUUUAACAUGAAAAUAAUAAAAGAACUAUUGAAAAUGAAUAUAAAAGAAAGAUUUAAUUUGAAAUGGGAAGAAAUGAAGAACUUAUAAGAGAAAAAGAGAAAGAAGAAAAGAAAUUUAAAUAAGAAAUGUAAUCAUUAGAAACUAAUUAUCUUAAAAUUAUGGAUGAGAAGAAAAAGUAUUAUGAUUAAUAGCUUUUAUAAGAAAAAUUAAUAUAUUCGGAAUUACAUAAUAAGAAGAAAUUACUAAAAUAAGAUUUUGAAAAUAAAAGAGAUAAAUUGGAAUUUGAAGCGGAAGAUGAAAUAGAUAAACUAAAAGAAAAUAAUGAAAUUAAAAUGCAAAUUUUAUUCUAAAACCUUGAAAAAGCUGAAAUUAAAAAAAUGGAAAAAAGAAGCGAUUAUGAUACAGAAGCUUAAAAGUUAGAAGAAUAAAAAAGUAAAUUAAAAUAAACUAUGGAAGAAAUUUCUUAAAGAUAAGAAAAGAACAAAUAAUUAAUUAAAGAAAAGGAAAGUCAUGCUAAAGAAAUCGAAGAAAGAGAAAAAACAAUAAAAGAUAAAUAAAGAAGAAUAUAUGAAUUAAAAAAAAAAACUUAAGAAUUAGAAAAGUUCAAGUUUGUUCUUGAUUAUAAAAUUAAAGAGUUAAAAAGAGAUAUAGGUCCUAAAGAAGAAGAAAUUGCUAAAAUGAAAGAAUAAAUUGCAAAUAUGAAUUCUGAAACUUUACAUUUUAAAAGAACUAUUUCUAAUUUAAAAUUAAUUGUAAAUGAUUUAAGAUUAAGAUAAAAAGGUAUGAAAAAAGAAAUUGAUAAUUAAUAGAAAAUAAUUAAUAAUAGUGAACAAUAUAUUAAAUCUUUUGAAUAAGAUAUGUCUGAAUGUCACUAAUAAAUUUCAGAUCCAAAAAAAAUAAAAUAAUAAAUAUUAUGCUUAUAUAAUUAAUAUGUUUAAUCUGAUGAUUCUAAAAGGAAAAAAAUAGAUAAUAAUGAUUAAUAAAAAGAAAUUAUUAAAGAAAGAGCCCAUUUAGAAACUUCAGUUAACAAUUUAAAAAUUAAACAUGAUAAAAAUUAGAAAGUCCAUAAAUCUGUAAAAUAUUUUUGUUUUGUUUUGAAUAAUAUUUUUUUUUUUAUUUAUUUAAAGGAUACUGAAAUUAUCAUGAAACAUAAUACUUUUUUAAUUAUAGAAAUUAACUAAUUAAAAAGGGAAAAAGUUCAAAUAUUAGAAGAUAAAAAGAAGACAUAAUAAAUUAAUAAAAAAAAAAAAGAUGGAGGAAUUUUUAAUAACGAUUAAUUAUAGUAACUUGAAAAAGAUAUUUAAAAUGUUGAAAACGAAAAGAAAAAGCUCUUUGAAGAAAUUUAAAACUAUAAUUAAUUGAUUUAAAGUGCACGAAGUAUUUUUUAUUUUUUAAAUAUAAAUUAUAAUAAUAAAAAUAGAUGA